GGAGAGCCCAAAAAAUAAAGGCGUCUUCAUCGUCGUCAUUCCUGCUUUCAUGUGCCAUUCAAAAUAGAUAUGCAUUGCUUCCAAACCUAUGGUACUCUCAAAUUCAUCUUAUAAAUGUGCGACGCAAUGAACCCUAGCCGUGUUGAUCCGCCGGCUGACUCUGAAGAGAGCACAAUGAGCUCCAGCCUUGUUGAUCAGCCAGUUGACUCUGAAGACAAUAACAACAACAAGAGCCAGACAGCCCCGUUGCUGGUUGAAGUCACUGACGAUGGCUCCCUACAAGCACAGUCGCAAGAAAAGAAUGAGACUACCAGCUCUUCUAGACAAGGACAGGGAUCAGAAUGGUCACCAGGGGCACUCAGGCAAUUUCCCUACUCCGGCAUACUAUCUCUCCUCGGGUGCAUUUCGUGCAUAGCCGCCACCAUCGCUAUACUAAAGGCUUCCGACGGCCAGCCAACUGACGACUGGUCCCUUUCGCCAACCGUCUACCUGGCGCUUCUCACGACGGCCCUCAACAGGCUCGCGCAGGUUGCCUUCAGCGAGGGCGUCAAGAUAGUGUGGUGGAGGGCCGCCAUUCGUGGCACGACGGUGUCCCAUCUGCACAGGUACUGGGCCAGUGGCGACAGCACCGUCUCUGCCUUGCGGCUCGGCCGGGGAUUCAACAUUGUCUCGCUGGCAAAACUCGCCGUCACUCUCAUCGCCAUCGACCAGCCGCUCAUCCAGAGAGCCUCGUCCGUCGUGGCCCAGCACCCGGAAAAUCCCGUCUCGGUAUCGGCUCCCAUAGCUCCUGAGAUUCCCUACGGCUACACGGCAAGCCAGUUUGGUCGAGCCCUGAACGUGGCUGACGCGAGCAUGACGGUCCCCAUGCUCGCGGCAUUCGGUGCUUACAACUCCAAGGCUGCCAUCAUUCACAACUUCACCGGGUGCGCUGGCACUUGUACUGGUGCUGUGCACGCAGGCGGCUUCACGGCUAAUUGCUCAACUAACAGUAUCGCAGUUGACGUCUUGUCGCUAAUUCCGCCAGUGAGUGGUCUCCAGCAGAGCCACACAUCAAUGUCGCCUUUCAACGUCUCUUGGAACGUGGAUUUCAACUCGACACGGCGGACAGCCGAUAUUUCGUUCCUGGCUUAUUUUAUUAACAAAAUGUCUCCGGAAACUUGUACCUCGACCAUCAUGGUUCAAAAACAGUGUCGAUUGCAGCUUGCAACACUCGAGUAUCCCGUCCAACUGCAAGGCGAAACCCUCACCUUCACAGAAGCAAUUGAUAAUCUGACGGUAAUAUCCCUACAGCCGUCCGCAGCAGACGUCAAUUUAACAGUCGAGGAAGAUGGAGGCCUCUUGUACACAGGGUGGACAACUGUCGGUUUCGCUCUUGCAGCCACAUCCAUAUUCACCUCCAAGGCGACCUACAACUGGAUUCAAGGAGCAAUACAACUGAGCCUGCCGGAUGUCCUCUCCAACCAGUUUAUGAACAUCGAAUCUGCAGUCGGCCCCGGCUGCGCGAAUUGGACGGAUCCUACGUCAUAUAUGCUCUCGGCCAUCAAUGAGAUGGCCUUCCGAAUAUCCCUGAGUGCCAGCAAUGCCAAGUUUGGGAAUACUAGCGAGCCACCGCAGCCACAGGUGCUCACCAUGAAGCAGAUGCGUGACAUCAAUGUAUUUAAAUCAGAUUUCCGAUACUUGAUCGCAAGCACGGUAUUAUCUUUUUUCUUUGUUCUUUUAAUUACCCCAACAUUUUACGGCUGGUGGCUGCUUGGUCGGAAUGUAUCGUUGAACCCAAUAGAGACGGCGAAAGCAUUUGAUGCCGAGCUGCUGCAGGGGCCAGGGUCUAAUGCACCGCAAGACGAGCUCAUUCGGAUCGUGGGUAUGCGCAAAUUGAAGCUCGGGGAGAUACAGCUUGAUUACCAAGGUACGGCUGAGACGAAGCUAAAGUUGGUAGACCCAGCAGAUGCGGUUGGGCCCAGAACAGGCACGUUAUAUGCAUGAUUGCAAAAUACAUGUACCUUGGAGUAGAAAUCAAGCAUUAUAAACAUUGAAGGCCUCAACGAGCAGUCAGUAUCAUAUACCCACUGUGGCCUCUAUGAGAUUGCCUGGCCUUAC
Messenger RNA from Trichoderma harzianum CBS 226.95, 2097 nucleotides. RefSeq lists its product as hypothetical. NCBI's taxonomy places the organism in Eukaryota, Fungi, Ascomycota, Sordariomycetes, Hypocreales, Hypocreaceae. The transcript has a single exon. The coding region runs from base 127 to 1983 and encodes 618 amino acids. The record is from RefSeq and is a predicted model, not a curated record.